GAAUGGAAUGUGAUAUUUAGCUUGAUCUGCUUUGUGUAUAGUGUAGAAUGGAUGAACAUGAGAAGCAAGCCUUCAAAGAUACUGCAGUCAUCUCUGAUACAGAUUGUGCUGGCAUGGAAGACUCAGAUGAGCUUGACAGUUCAAAUGAUGGUGCUGGCCAUAUUAAGCUCAAUUCCUCAAUUGACGCAGACUUUGGAUAUCAGCCACCUACGCCCAUCCAAAAUUCCCCUGAGGACCAUUUGUCACCUUCAUCUAUGACAAGCUGUGACUUGGAGAGGCCAUCUCCUCUGGAGGGAAGUCCCUGCAUGGACUGCAGUGAUGACGGUGGAUCUGAUGACAUCAGAGGUUCAGUAGCAACUGCUGCAAUUACCUCAUCAUGGGUCAGUUCUGGUGGUGGGUGUUAUGGUGCUUACAGUGAUGACUCUUCAUCACAUCCCGGCCUGGGAUACGUCGGCAGUUCUCAGCUUCAAAACAGCCCGUGUGGGUCACCUCCUGCCAAUGCAUCAAUUGCAACCUCUUUUCUUGGACCUCUCAUGCUGCCUGGCACCUCAGAAAAGACUCAGGGGAGCCAAUCUGAGGGUUCUGUUUUGGGUGACAGUAACAUUUUUGGCGUUACUCCUGCAUGUGACAUGCAAGACUUUGCUGAUGUUGGUGGUAGUGACUCAGGCAAGGCAAAGACAGAUGCUACUGCUGAGGAGGGAGGUCAGGGCAGCUCAGGGCUGGUGUACGGUCCUGUUAUGCCAUGGCAACGCUUCAACACGGUCCCCAUCGAGGAUGCUUCUAAUUGUGACGUUGAAGGAUCAUGUAUUGCUGGAGAAUGCGGCCUGCAGAACCUCGGCAACACCUGCUUCAUGGCCGCUGGAUUACAGUGUCUUCUCAACACUCCACCUUUUGUUGAGUAUUUCUUCUGUCAUCCACAUGACAGUGAAGAAGGAAGCCUAGUCGCUGGUUUCUCAGAGCUUGUGCACAAAGUUUGGAGUGGACGAUUUUCCUCCACCCGUCCUGUUGCAUUCAAACAGGCCUUCGGGAACCACUGGAGAGACUUUCAAGACUACAGACAGCACGACUGCCAAGAAUUUGUGACGCUACUGCUUGAAGGGCUCCGCAAGCAAAUGUCUCUCAAACUUCCUGCCAAGCUCAACAACGAUGAUGACAUCUUGUGCUGUUCCAAGACAUCGCCUGCUGCUCCCCUGCAGGAGGCAGACGGGCUGUUCAGCACCCACUGGCCCACCGGUGCCGAAAGUUUCUCUGAAGACUCCAAGGACUCUGACAUCCAGCGUCCAGGCGGGGGACUGGCAAGUGAACCCACCGCAGACUCUGAAGCUGUCAUACUUCCCUCUAACGAAUGCUGCAUGGAGAUGGACACUGGCGAGGAUCUUGCUUCUUUAUUAUUGCCUUCCCCGUCUUUACCAGCCUCUCCGCCAUCCCCGCGCGUAGUUAUUAAACAUCCCGAUGAACAAUCUAGAGGCUCUGGGGAAAGUCAGGAGGACGGUUGUGAAGAUAGUGGAGCAACUUCACCCAAAAGCAGCGUCUCCAGCAGCUCCGUGGAUUCCCACCUUAUCAACAUGCGUCUGCAACCCAUUCCAGAGGAGGUUCUACUCCAUGCCGCAUCUUCUUCUUUGUUACGUGAGCGCCAAGCUGUCCCUGAACUGACUGGAACCUCGCGUCUGAAGCAGCGGCGACUGCAGGGUCUCUCCCACAGCAGCACGUCGUCGGGCUUUAAUGGCGCGGUGUCUCUUGAGAGAAUCUCAAAUGACGAGCGAGAUCCUAGGUUAAACGAGGACGAAGAUAGCAGAAUGGAGGAAGACUUUGACGAAUUCGAAGGAAGGGGCAGUUACAGAGACAACAUAAACUCCUCCGCCGAUGCUGACUCGACAUUUCCACAGUCUGAUUUGGUCACUUCUGCUCAUUCGUCUAAAAAGCAAGCUUCACACAGGGUCGUUAGUUUUAACCCCUGCAGCCCUAGUGGUAUGCUGGUUUCUUCUUCUAGCGACUCUGCUGAAGCGAUCGUUAGUAAGUCGGAUGCACCACAUUCAAGUAAUGAAUUAAUUAACAACAAUUCAACUGUUGCUGCAAAACUACCCUUGCCUCUGCCUGAUGUGCUGCAAAACACCAUAGCCUCAAAUGAAACAAAUGUAAUGAUAGGUAUGGACACAUCUCCAGAUGUGAGUUCUUCGUUAGAUACUUACUGCUCCAACGUCAACGUGUUGGAUAUAAUGAAAGAGAGUAAAACUUCAAACGUCAAUGUCUUGGUUACUGAAAAUCAGCCCAACAACGAGUUGUUAUUUGACUCGGAAAAGUACGCAAAGUGUGACAAGGCCAAGCUGAAAGAAUCUCUUGAUAACCUAGGACACGACGUCGGCGAUACGGCUCUUAAAGAUAAUAACCUCAUGUCUCUUAGUAGGAAAAUCAUGGUGCAAGAAAAUCUUCAAGGGAAGAAAGGCAAACGUAGCAAUUGUCUUCUUGAACCAAACUCAUCUGUUGAAGGCAUUUUGAACAAUUUGAAAGAGAAUUCGGAUAUAAUCUCACAUAAAAAAAUUCGCUUGGAGGAAAAGAACAUUCAGCUGGAGCUAGAACGUAGUAACCAUGUACAGGACUCUUUGAGCAGCAGUAGUAGUACUUCUGAUGUUGGGCAAAGCAGCAGCAGUAGUAGCAGCAGUACAAGCGGAGCCCCGCCUUCUCCUAAACCUCAAGAAUGUAUUUCGAAUAUCGCGAGGGUGGCGGCUGCAGCAGCUGCAGCUGAUGCCGUUCAAGCGGGCAGCAGUUCGAGCAUCAUAGAACGUAACGCCGAUAGAGAUCUACGACUGGCCGAGGAGAGCUGGAAGAACUUCAUCGGCGAGGGGGAAGGUUCCGUAUUGAUGGACACCUUUUACGGCCAGUUCAAAAGCUGUUUGGUGUGUAGCGUGUGUGGUCACAGCUCGGUCAAGUUUGAUCCGUUUGGCACGCUUUCAGUUCCGCUGCCUCACGCCAAUGAAACUCAAAUAGUGGUAACUUAUGUAAGCUACGAUAAGAGCCCGGCCCUGCGCUGCCUUGUCACACUCAACAAAAUGUCUGAUGUACGAGACCUGAAAGCUGCCGUCGUGCAGCUACUGACACAAGACUUUUCUCGUCGUAACGCCGCUGCACGUCCUGCCACAGCUUCUAGUAGUUCCUCCUCCACCGGCUGCACCGCGUCGUAUGAAGAUAUUCCUGGUCAAUGUAUUGACGAGGAUGGGGUUGCUGAGAACAACCUUUCUGGUGUAGACAAUAACGAGCUCCAGGACUGUAAAAUGGAGGAAAAUGAAGGAAUGUCCAUGGAUGACGUGUGUUUUACAGGCAAUAAGAAUGUCAAUAAUGAUAAUGAUGAUCAGAAGGAGAUCAAAAGAGAUGGUUUGCGCACAUCGCAAAAGAACAAAAAGAGGAAAUCCAGUCUCUGCAAGCCUCCUGAAGUGUCGCAGUUGAUAGUAGCCGAGUUGUUGGACAAUCACAUAGCACGAAUCUUGGAGGACACUCUCAUGACGAAGUACGUUAAUAAAACGAGCAGAUCAGUGUACGCUUACCACCUUCUUACAUCAUCACCACCUUCUCCUUACCACCUUCCUUGUUCACCUCCGCCAGUGCCACCGAACCCCUCCACUAAAUACAAGACGAGGAUCUCUCCUACGCUUGCACGGGAAGAGAGUGUCGCUAUGACCGAUUUAUCACCUGGGUUGAAAGGAGGCAGCAAGAUUUGCAACCCUUUAUUAGCAGACCAAAACCAAUCAUCACCAACGAGUCCAUCAUCGUGUCCACUGCGACAUUCUCCAGUAUCUUCUAACGUUCCUUUAUCGCAAAGUCCCGAGCCACGUUUGACUUCUCAUUCUAACCAAACCUCGGCUCUUAAAUCCUGCCUUGCAUCUUCUUCCUCCAAAACAUUUUCCAAGCCGUUCUCAAAAUUGUUGCCUGGUCUCAACGUUCACUCUGGAGGAAUUGAUGGGGGUAAUGCCAGGUGUAGUUACUCAGACCCCAGCAAAAGCGAGAAGCCUUUCUAUGUUCACCCUGUGGCAACGAAUGCCACUCCUGGGGGAGUGAUCGGUGGGGCGGGUGGAUCUACCACUACGCCUCCUUCAGGGUAUCCUCCAGCGUCCGCAUCAUUAUCCUUCAACGACGCACCUUCCUCCAGUAGCAGGGAUGUUGCAGAGGAAUGCCGUCCUGCAGAAGUCAGCGAGGAAGGCAGUGAAUGGAAGACGUGCAAUAUUUGUCUUGAGGAAAUGUGUCAAACAGAACUGAAGACCCACGAUCACUGUUAUGACUGUCUUCUCUGCGAGACCUGCAUUGACAUGUCAGUGAAGCAUCACGGCACUGAGAGUGACAGCGGAGGCUCCUUGCCGUGCCCCGUAUGCCAGACAUCACUGACGCGGGACUCUCUCAUCCCCGUGGCCAGGAGACCAGCGAACAAACCUAAGCCCAGGCUGCUGCGCGUGGGCGUGGUGUUCCGCUUGGACGCCGAAAACGCGGACAACAACAAGCGCCAGACGAGCCUCUUGGGACACCCGCGCUUGUUGCUACUACCUUCCACCCUGCCUCUAGGGGACCUAUGGUCUGCUCUGCAGCACUGCAUACCACCGGGGGCUGACUGCCAGCUACUUCUUGUGGACGGCAGGGGUUACAACUGCUCACGAUGCUUGUUCGUGUCUCACUGUCGAGGAUGUGACGUCGUUAAGAGCUCUGGCGCGCGUGCUGGCAGCGGCAGCGGUGACGUACAAACUGUACGUUUGCAGGCAGGGGACACGAUCUGUGUGCGCUUCACGCGCCUCACAGCCAUGCAGCGAUACAACCUCUCUGCUACUAAGGAACAUCCGAGCCUUGCGUUGAGACGCCAAGAAUCACCUCUCACCUUGUAUGAUUGCUUACGCACAUUUACGCGCAGUGAGAAGCUCGAGAGCAGCGAGAGUUGGUACUGUCCCGAGUGCGAGUGUAAGCAGCCCGCCACGAAGACUGUGUCUAUUUGGAAGUGUCCUCCUUAUCUUAUAUUGCAUCUUGAAAGGUUCCUGUUUCAUGGCACAAGCAGUAGCAAACUGGACGAUAAAGUGAUCUUUCCGGUUGAAAAUCUGGACAUGAGAGAAUAUUUCGGUGGUCGCUGUUCGGGACCACAGCUCUACAAUUUGUAUGGGGUGGUUUGCCACGUAGGAGUGGUGCAGGCUGGUCACUACACGUCACUCGUACGUAGCCCAGUCAGUGGCCAGUGGCGUCACUUCAACGACGAGUGCGUCACUGCCCGCAAGCCCAGCGAGGACGAAUACUCCAGCGCAUACCUGCUCUUCUACCACCGCAAUGAUUUGCCUUUCAGACUCCAUCUUCCGCGAGUCUUUUCUUUCCUGCCCAAUCGAGACUGUGAAGCAACAACUACCGCUGGUUCUGUGGCCGAGGGUUCACCCAUCAUCGAUGGACGAUGUGGCCCAUCAUCGCCCGUCAUCGAUAUUACUGACCAUGAUAACAAUCCGACAUUCGAUGAUCCGACAUUCAGUGAUCCGACAUUCGAUGCCGUAUGUGCCGAUGCUGAGCAAGCGACAGGUGAUCAAGAUGUUUCAAACUUGGAAACAUUCCCAACUGGUGACAACGAGGCGAAAAAUUUCCCAGUGUCUCAGGUUGCUGGUGCAUCUGCUGCAGACAAAGGGUUUUCAUCCAGCAAUGCCGAGUUUGAUGAGUCGCCCUCUAAAAGGAAAAAGCUACUCCUGCCUACUACCCGCCGCAUGUCCACAGAUGGAUACGUGGAGGAUUCAUGCAUCACCAAAAAUUCUUUCACAGAUAAAGGAUCCACUGUACCUCAAUCAUCGUUAGCUACUAGUGUGAAGCCACUCCCACAUUCAUCCACUUUGGAUUCAUUUUCACUCGGUUCAAAUUUUAUAGAUGCUUCGGUCAUCAGCAGCUCUACUCGUUCUUCUAGUUCUGUUCGCGCUGUGGAUUUACCAUCCAGCACCGCUGACGGGUCAUCUAGCACAGCUGAUGGUGCUACUAGCUCUACAUCCAUGACAUCUGCCCUUGGAAGUAGGGCGUCUAGCACGCUCGAUGUUGUCGGUGCUUCGUCUAGUUCUUCAAGCAAAGCGUUUGUCGCUUGCGUGUCGCAAUCAAGCGAUGCGCCUCAAUAUUCAAGCAGGGAUGCCGGUAGUGAAUGCACCUCCAGCGAGCAAGUGGAAGGUGUUAGCAGCAGCAGCAGUAGCAGCCGACAUUAUGGAAGAGACGCCGGACAGCAUAACGUCUCAAACUCAGCUGACCUAUGCACUCAGUCCAAUAAUCUGGAUUUUGAACCGGAGGAAUCGAACCUACAUUGAUGACCGUUUCUUUAGGCCUUUGUUCAAGUGAAAAUCCCGUCAUUAUUUAUUUUCGACUAUUGUUGCCUUGACGCUUUGUACUUUACAUUUUCUUCAUCUAUUACUCUUAGUAGUUUCUUUUGAACUUAUCGGACGCGAAUUUUAAGCCUUAGAAGAACAUUUAUUUUCACUAAGUUAAAUAAAAGGUAGCAGCACAUUAUUGCUUAUAACAGUGCAUUCAUCACGGUUAUACAGUGCAAUUUCGAUCUGAUGUCAGAACAUUUAUGGAUAUAUGGCCGUUUUAUUAAACCUGAGAUCGUUCUUUCUCAGCCGUGUUGAUAUUAUCUUUUUUAUUCAUUCUUUGUAUUUUGAUUGUUAUUCUAAGAUUCAUGCAUCUCUUCACGAGUAUUGACAGUCUAUUUCAGUUUUAAAAAUUUAAACGUUUCAAACACGGCUUAGAAAUGAAAUUUCUCUGCAAGGUUAAUGAGGUAAAAAGGGAAUGUAAAUUAAUGCUUGUAUGUGUGGUAUUCUUGUUAUCGCUGUGAAAGGAGUCCUGUCUUUUUUGCAGGUUUUAGGAAUAUGAAGAAAUUAGGUUCCCUUUUCAGUCCCCGUUCUGCCAAUACUCCUACCUUGUAAUGCCCAAAAAGCUCAAUAUCUUUUUGCUCUCUUUUUUUUAACUUGAAGGAAAAAUAAUCUUUAUCUCACUCUCUUAAUUAUUAUGAAUGUUCUGCACAGCCAAAGACUGAUCUCCUCCAUUGGUUUUUAAUUGGCUGUGAGGUAAAUUUCGAAGUUGAGUUCUUUGGAAAAAAUCGCGUUAAAAGCUUUUCAUGCACCUCAGAAAUCAAACUCUUUAUAUUACUAACAUUUUAUUUCAUUUAGAAAUACAAGCGGUGUUUCGGUACUUUUUUUGAAUAAACUUACAUUUUCUCCUAAUGACUAUUGAUGGAAAGACUAUUUUUUAAGUGACUGAAAUAAUAUCAUUUCCGAAAGACCAAAUCGCUUUGUUGAUUUUCAGGUAGUGGCAGUUCUUUACACAUCAGUUACGUAGGUUGAUAUGUUGUUCUACGCUUUCUUGUGUGCUACACUGUUUAGGCUUACGGUAUUUAUUAUGUUCAAUUGAUAUAAGAGCUGCGUGUUAAUAAUGAUGGGAUUGGUGCUGUCAUUUCACAAUAGUAGUUUUAAUAGUUCGAGGCACAGAAGGCCUCCUCUUAUCAAAUACGGCGCAUAGUUAGAUCGCUUUAUAAAGCCUCUACCUAUCGUGCACAAUCAUUAGAUUGGACCAAAGAACGCCACUUUUCAUGUAUUUACUUUGUUUUCGAAUCGGUUGUAGCCUAUAGUUACUGACCAAAAUUUCCGUCAUUUGUAUCUUUCACCGAGACAUUCAAAAAUGACUUGAGAUUCAUGACAAAAUCGCAUUUUCUGGAUCAACCAUUUGUGCGUCUUUGAAGUAUCAAUUAAAUUUGAGUUUUUCUGUGAACAUUUUUUAGGAGUUAGUGCUUAAUUGUUCGCAGCUUGCAAUAUGACGAGCACCUUACAUUCUGUCAUUUUUUGUUUGCACUGGCGACGAAUGAAGUAAGUUUUAGUUAAUAUUUCAGGAAUAGAUUCUGUACACUCGAUGGCGCUUGUCGGUCAAUGUUACUCUAUUAGUAUUGAAUAAAAAUCUUUUUA
Hyalella azteca is the source of this 7937-nucleotide messenger RNA. RefSeq lists its product as uncharacterized. The record is from RefSeq and is a predicted model, not a curated record. The coding region runs from base 48 to 6290 and encodes 2080 amino acids. NCBI's taxonomy places the organism in Eukaryota, Metazoa, Arthropoda, Malacostraca, Amphipoda, Hyalellidae. The transcript is spliced from 25 exons. Gene Ontology annotation, molecular function: cysteine-type deubiquitinase activity. Gene Ontology annotation, biological process: protein deubiquitination.